Molecule: messenger RNA, 2111 nt
Organism: Topomyia yanbarensis
Lineage: Eukaryota; Metazoa; Arthropoda; Insecta; Diptera; Culicidae
Product: putative zinc finger protein 286B
Exons: 6
Coding region: 179-1978 (599 amino acids)
Biological process (GO): central nervous system development; regulation of transcription by RNA polymerase II
Cellular component (GO): nucleus
Molecular function (GO): zinc ion binding; RNA polymerase II cis-regulatory region sequence-specific DNA binding; DNA-binding transcription factor activity, RNA polymerase II-specific
Source: RefSeq, a predicted model, not a curated record
GUCAACGAUGUCAACAAAUCCAAGUGUCAUCUUAAUUUCCCGAUUCUUUCCAGGUAUCUUUUCAUACCAAUAUUUUUUCUAAUUUAUUGUUUUAUUGGUUACGAAAAUCUGUCAGUACAGGACUGUAUAUCAGAUCCGGUUUCAACUGAAACACAAACUUCUAGGAAAAUAUUCCAGCAUGCCGAACGUAUGCUGUGCUUGUGGAGCAACCAAACCUGUAGCUAGCGAUAACACGAUCCAUUUCUACCGUUUCCCAAAAAGUCCUGAACGAUCCUAUGCAUGGCUCAAGCAGUUGAAUUUAAUUGAUGUAAAGGUGAGCCUAAAUCAUUCACUGGUCUGUAGUCGACACUUCAGCGAUGAACAGUACGAACUCAAUUCAGCAGAUUCGGCGAAGAGAUCUGUUGGCCGACGUUUAAAAAGUGAUGCCUGCCCAGAUGUCCGUGUUAUUCAACUAGAAGAUGAGUUUUUAAGCAUUGAUAAAAGUUGCAUCAAAAAAGUUAUGGCGCCUCCCAUUGAAACGAAUACGCCUGCGACAGCAUCCCCGAAGAGGAAUGUAGAGUUUCGAUAUCUAGGUGAUAUCAAUGAAGAACGGUUAGAUUGUUCAAAAGAGGUUCAAGAUGCGUUCAGGGUACUCAAGAAAAGUAUUCAAGACACUAAGGCGAAAAUGAAUAGCUGUACUGCUCGUAAUGCUCGCUUAUUGAAGCAAAACCUACUUCUGAAGGAAACCAUUAAGCGAACUCAUGGCGAUGAUUGUGUUUCCGGGGAUAUUGUGGAGGAACUUUUCGAAAAGGAUUUAAAGGAGGAGCAAUUAAAACCCAUUGCAGACAGAUUUGAGUACAAACCGAAAGUGAGUGGCCCAACGAAAAAAUUAACACUAGAUUGGCUUGGAAAAAUUAGCUGUCGGCUGUGUUUGGGUACAAAAAGCGGCACCCAACAGAGGUCAGCAUUCGGUUCAUUUGCAGGAGAAAACUUUUUGUCCGAUGUAAUUUGGGUUUGUUUUGGAGUUGUCAUCAAAGAGGAUGAUUUCUGCACGGAGGUCUGUGAACAGUGUUUAGUUAAGGUAGACCUAACCUGGCGGAUGUUUAAAACCGUGCAAUCUAACUCGCAAGCUUUAGAUGUUUUCUUCCGUUCAUUAAAAAAUGAGACUAAGCCGGUGAUAGUUGAAGCAAAACCAGCGCCAAAGAAACCACCGAUUUCCAAGAUAGCAUCAAAAGUGACUACAAAAAAAUCGAGGCGCAAAUUGGCAUCAAAAUUGACUACGGCAGAGGGUGAAAACUCAGAUCAGGAUGGUGAUGACUCACUAGAUUCUAGCAGACGGAUGAGUAUAGAAUUCGAGACUAAGCCUGCUAUAGCGGAAACAAAAGCGAGUUCUAAGAUGGCAUCAAGGUCAACUACAGCAGAAUCGGAAGACUCAGACCAGGAUAUAGAUGACUCACUGGGUUCUUGUAGCCGUAUGAGCAUAGAAUCCGAACCGUUCGAUAGUUCUAACGGUGAUGACGACAGUUACAGUUUGCCGGAACAUCCAUUCUUUACUGACUUUUCCACCUCAGUAUACUUAUGUCACCUGUGCCCGCUCCAAUUCGAGAAAGCCCAACCAUUACAUUUCCAUCUGAGCGCCGCUCAUCCAGUCGAAGACGAAAACACGCUCUGCCACUACUGUUGCAAGUUUAUUCAUCAGAAUGCGCUGAGGAAACAUCUUAAGUCCCAUGAAGACCCCAAACCAGUUUGCGAGGUUUGUGCUCAGUGCUUUUCGAACGAAGCAAAUCUUCGUCGCCAUAUGUUGAUUCACACCAACGAGAAACCGUACGCUUGUAUGCAAUGCGAAGCCGCCUUCAACCAGUCGACGUUGUUAAAGUUGCACGUUCGAAAGGUUCAUCUGGGAAUUAAAUUAUCGUAUGCGAAAAAACCUGGCAAGACUCGUAAACCGAAGAAGUUGCCGAAGAAGGAUAAAUCUAAUAUCAUCGAGAUUAGUGAUUAAUUCACUUGACACUAAUGAUACACAAGGUUAAAUAAAAACAUUAACCUGAGAGAAACAGAAAUUAUUGUCGCGGAAUUUCGAAGAAAUGUUCUGCGUUCAUUUACGUGAUGCAUAAUGUCGAGCAUAUAUUUAG